This is a messenger RNA of Priapulus caudatus, 2191 nucleotides long. Its product is annotated as cyclin-dependent kinase 1-like. Gene Ontology annotation, cellular component: nucleus. Bases 138 to 1034 code for a protein of 298 amino acids. Gene Ontology annotation, biological process: G2/M transition of mitotic cell cycle; protein phosphorylation; mitotic G2 DNA damage checkpoint signaling. Lineage: Eukaryota; Metazoa; Priapulida; Priapulimorpha; Priapulimorphida; Priapulidae. The transcript is spliced from 7 exons. The record is from RefSeq and is a predicted model, not a curated record. Gene Ontology annotation, molecular function: RNA polymerase II CTD heptapeptide repeat kinase activity; ATP binding; cyclin-dependent protein serine/threonine kinase activity.
UAAAGAUGAAUUUGAUCUGACUCUUGAAUUAUACUGUCUAUCUCGUUAUUGUGUCACGUGUGUUGGGUCAAGUGUAACUGUAAACUUCUGAAGUAAAAUUAGGGGCCCCAGCUACAAUUUCUACCGCAGCCUGCAGAAUGGAAGACUAUGUAAAGAUAGAAAAGAUUGGGGAGGGGACAUACGGUGUUGUAUACAAAGGCCGCAACAAAAAGACCGGACUGAUGGUGGCACUAAAGAAAAUUCGUCUAGAGAGCGAGGAGGAGGGUGUUCCAUCGACAGCAAUCCGGGAAAUCUCCCUUCUAAAGGAACUUGUGCAUCCCAACAUCGUCGCGCUUCAGGACGUCUUGAUGCAAGAGAAUAAACUGUAUCUGGUGUUUGAGUUUCUCUCCAUGGAUCUGAAGAGAUACAUGGAUUCCAUUCCCAGUGGACAGCUCAUGGAACCAAGCCUUGUGAAGAGCUACCUGUAUCAGAUCACGCAGGCGCUGCUGUUCUGCCACCAGCGACGCGUUCUCCAUCGCGACAUGAAGCCACAGAACCUCCUCAUCGACAACAAAGGCGUCAUCAAGCUCGCCGACUUCGGUCUCGGACGCACGUUCGGCAUUCCCGUCCGCGUGUACACCCACGAGGUUGUGACGCUGUGGUACAGAGCUCCUGAGGUGCUGCUAGGAUCUAGCCGAUACUCUACUCCCGUCGACAUCUGGUCGAUCGGCACGAUAUUCGCGGAGAUGGUCAACAAGCGCCCUCUAUUCCACGGCGACUCCGAGAUCGACCAGUUAUUCCGCAUUUUCAGGACGCUGGGUACUCCGACCGAGGAGACGUGGCCGGGGGUGACCCAGCUUCCCGACUACAAGCCGGCCUUCCCCUGCUGGUCACAGAACACCCUCGCCUCCAGCAUGAAGAACCUCAGUGCAGACGGACUCGACGUUCUCCAGCAAAUGCUGGUCUACGAACCGCGAGGACGCAUCAACGCAAAGGCCAUCCUCAAACAUCCGUACUUUGACGACCUUGACAAAUCUUCUCUACCAGCCUGUUGAUGGCGCCGCCGUGCAGCGGUGGUGCCAGCGGAGCGGCAUUGAUGAUCAUCUGUGAUUGCGCUGCCGUCGCCGUGGCGACGGAGCAGGGUGUGGGUGGGGAAGGGGGGGAGGGAUGUCCACCGCGGGGCCAUCGUCGCGUCAUAAAUCUUGAAAAAUGAAAUGACGUUUUGAAAUUACUCGUGCGCUACUCGCAUUGCGUGCGACUUUAGUGUCCGACUCGUUGGCGUGAUUACCGCGAUUUGUUUGUCGCGUAUUUUUUUACGAGCGUGAACGUGUCCUGUCUAUGUGGUGGUCUCGCUGUCAUCAGCAAUGCUUUCCCGUUAGAUGCGCGCAUGUACAUACACAAAAUCUAACACGCGGUUGCUAUUAUCUAAGUGGUUGUUGUCUAUCCAGUGUACACCCAAUUCAUUCCAAGUUGUCACGUUAUUGAGUCUGCGUCGGCGGGACUGAAGUGUAGAGUAUCGUGUUGUUGCAUUCAAUCCUAUUAUAUUAUCCUACUUUCUGCUCUAAAUAUGACAUUCCUUCUCGUCUUUUUUUUCCGAGUAGCCAUAUAAAAAAAUAUUCCUGUUUAUCUUUUCUCUGUAUACCCGUAUGAAGAAAAUAUUCCCGUUGUCUUUAGUUUUGUAAACAUUAGACCACGACUUGCAUCCUUUCUGUUACAUCUGAUAUGUGUAAGAAACAAUAUGUUCAUCUCAUGUCCAGCUGCUUGUGUAUAGCCAAGGCAUGUUUUUCUUGUAUGUCAUCAGAUGUCAAUUUUAAUUACCAAUUAUUUAAUUUUGGUCUCACUACUACACCAUGUUGUAGUAUUUUUAGUUUGUAAUAUAUAUAUAUUGGAAGUGCUACUGAUAUAACUUGGUAACUAUGGUAACAUUCUUACAUACGAUUAGGAGAAAAAUUUUGUUCGGAAGACUUGAGAAGAUAAGUUUCGUUAUCAAAUAUAAAUUGUAAAAAUACUGUGUAACUAAUUUUAGUCUGAUAGUCUAGAGAUACAUAUCAAUGAAUGGCAAAUAUAUUAGCAGUAGUAGAUAAUAGGAUAUCGAUAUAUCCUUUUAUAUGUUACUAUUAACUACCCCCUGAUAUUAUUAGCAGCAGUUUCUCUGUGAUGCAGCUAUGUACCGACUAGAACCAUUCAAUACAUGUAUAUUCUUACUUAUGUA